GGCCGGCCAGCGCGGCAUGGAGGCCGGCGAGGCGGCCUGGAGCCCGGCCGCCCUGAGGCGCAGGCUGCAGAGCUCGCAGGAGGCGCAGCACCGGCAAGCGGUGCUGGUGCAGAAGCUGCAGGCGAAGGUACUGCAGUACCGGACCUGGUGUCGAGAACUGGAGCAGCGACUGGAAGCAGGAGGGGGACCCCUUCCAGACAGGUGGGAAGUCACAGAAGACCAUAGCCUGGAGAAUGCGUUGUUCCAGUUAGAAGAGGAGCAACAAAGGUGUGAAAGUCUGGCUGAAGUGAACACCCUCUUGCGGGAGCACCUAGAUAAAGCAAAUGAGGUGAAUUCAGCUCUUAAAGAAGAUGUUGGAAAACUGACAGCAGAUUGGAUGAGGGCCCGGGAGGAGCUGGAAAUGAAGGAGAAUGAAUGGCGCAAUGAACGUGAGUUUUAUGACAGCUACCUAAAAGGUGAACAUAAUCGUCUUCUCAGCCUGUGGCGCCAGGUGGUGACCUUCCGCCGUUAUUUCCUAGAAAUGAAGACUGCCACUGACAGAGAUUUGUCAGAACUGAAAGCAGAGCAAAUGAGGCUUUCCGGAUCUAUACUUGUCAGCUGCUUCCGGCUAAAUUCUGGCAUACAGCUCUGGGAGUCCUUCACUUUGGGAAGACCUGUCUUAAAGGAUCAGGCACAGAAACAGGUGGAAAAGGAAAUAAAUCAGAAGACCCAGGAAGUGAUGAGCUUUCAAGUUAAGGGGGACCUUGAGAAGAAGGAGCUCCAAGACAGGGUGAUGGAGCUCUCAGCCUUGCUUGUACAGUCUCAGAAGCAGAAUGAGGAAAAGGAGAAGACCAUGAAGACACUUAACGAUACUGUGGAGAUUCUAGAGGCAAGUCGGUUAGAGGUAGAAUAUGAAGCUUCAUUGACUAAAAGUGCCAAAGAAGAGAAUCUUGCCCUUCAAAAGUUGAUAAAAGAUAUCAUUGAGGUGGUGUUAGAUGACAGUGACAGCACAGUCAACAAUGUCUGCACUGACAAUUCUCAGCACCCAGAGUCUAGCAGCAUCUCCUCUUACCUGAGCUCCGGCAAUGCAGAGCAUGCCCUUUUAUUGGUGCAGGAAGUGCUGGCAAGGAGGCAAAGAGCAACACAGGCCCUGAAAGAAGAGCUUUCCGCCAACCAGGACUCUAUCAGUGUCCUGCAGCACCAGCACAGACAGCAGGAAGAGGAGUGCAAGAAGUUGCAGCAAAGACUUGGGCAGCUGGAGGAGGAGUGUAAGUUAACUAGCAGCCAGCGGCAGCAUCUCCAGUCUCUGGUAGAAGGACUCAGAAGUGAAUGUGCAAGCCUAGAGAAAAAUAGGGAAGAGCUACAACAACAGCUCAAAGUAACUGAGCAAGAAGCCUGGCGUCUGCGUCAGAGUAACACUGAACUGCAGCUGAAGGAAGAUUCUGCCCAAGGAGAAAAGGUGGAGCAACAACAGACAACAGAAAGAGAGCGCCAGGACCGGGAGCUUCUUCAGAAGGACCUAACUGCACUUGAAGCAAAGCAUUCAUUAUUACAGAGUGAGUUGUUAGUUGCAAGAGAGGCACUGGAGAAAUCUCACCUUCAUAGAGAUCUGCUGAAGCAAGAAAAACAUGAGCUUACAGUGGCGCUGAAGAGGGCAGAGCAGUCUGUAGUAGACCUGACAGGAGCUCAGAAUAAGCUGAGGGCUGAAACAGCUGAUCUACACAUUGCAACAGCAAAGAUGAGCAGUAUUAAUGAAGCUCUGGCAUUAGAUAAAGUGCAACUGAACAAGCUUGUGUUACAGCUGGAACAGGAGAAUGAAGUCCUGUCAAGUAAAGUAGAAGAAAUGGAAAAAGCAAAGUUGUCUGUGCAGGAGAAGCUGAACUUGUGUAAAAGGACAAAUGAAGAACUCUGCACAGAGAAAGCCCAACUAGAGCAGCUGCUGAAGAAAGCAGAGGACCAACAGGAGGGACAACAGAUAGAACUGAGGAGACUGGUAGAAGAGAAGGAAGAAACCCAAAAAAAGCUCCAUCAGAUUUGCCACGAGCAAGAAUCAGCUAGCAGUGAUUUGGAGCAGUUGCGCCAGGAGUCCUCUCAUCAAGCAGAUGUUCUGGCCAAGAUGUCCAGAGAGAAGGAAAUGCUGGUGAAUGAGAAGGCUGCCCUAGAUGUGCGACUGGCAGCUGUGGAACGGGACAGACAAGACCUUUCAGAGCAGCUGGCAGAAGCCAGGUCGACAAAGGAGAUCUUGGAAUCCAGCCUGUUUGAUACUCAGCAGCAUUUGUCUCAGCUGGAAGUCACCAGAGAUCAGCUAGAAAUCCAGCUUCAUACAGUCACUCAGGCCAAGGAGGUGAUACAAGGGGAAGUGAAGUGCCUUCAUUGUGAACUGGAAGCAGAGAGAUCUCGAAUGAAGCAGGAACGGGAAAACAUGGCACAGCAGCUCUUACGGAUAGAACAGCAGUAUAAUGAUACUCUCAGGCUUCAUCAAACUGAUCAUGAACUGGAAAUUGAUAAGCUCCUGCAAGACCUGGCAAGUGAGCGGGAAGGGUACCAUUCGGAGGUACGGGAGAUGCGGGAGCGCUGGGAUAAGGAGAAAGCAGAGGCAGAAGGAGAGCACAAGAAGCAGCUGUUGGAUAUGAGGCAGAAGGUUGCUACCAUGCAAGUUCAGCAAGAAGAGGAACGAAAUAGAGCUGAAACUGCCAAGAAAGAGAUCCUGCUAGAAAAAGAGAACGAGAAGAAGGCUUUAUUAGAGACACUACUUCAAACUCAGGGAGAGCUAACAGAAGCCUGCAAGCAGCUAGAGCAGCUCAGGCGGGAUGUGAAAGAGCAACAAGAGAAUGGACAGAACAUCACAGAAAAGCUGCAAGCACAGCUUCAGGAAGCUCAGAGCAAGUUCAAGGCAGUGGAGAAUAGGCACAAGGAAGAAAUCAAAACCCUCAAAGAGGAAAUGAAUGUCCUUCUUCAGCAGAGGGAUACUCUACAGAAAAAGGUAGAAGAGUUGAAAUCUCAGCUAGCAGUCUCUGAAGAAUCCUGGCAAGUAAUCGGCCAUGAAGCUCAGGAGCAUCUGCGUGAGGCACAGGAAUUGUCAAGGCAGAAGAUGCUAGAGGUUGUGCACCUUGAGAAGAUCCUGGAGGAGGAGAGGAGCCGAUGGGAGGAGGUAGAACAUCAGAACAAAGAACUGCAAAUUUGUAUACAGUCCUUGGAGGGAGAAAGAAGCCAAUGGGAAGAAGCACAACGUCACAACACAGAAUUUCAGGCUUCACUGAAAGCUCUAGAGGAUGAAAGAGCCAGGCUGACUCUGUCUCUAGAGAAGAAGGAACUGAGUCUCAGAACCCUAGAAGAAAACAGCCUUGCCCAGCAGAACGAGGUGUCUAAACUGCUGUCUGCUAUUCAUCAAGCCCAGCAGCUCCAUUCAGACCACAGAAGAGAAAUACAAGAGCUCAACAACCAGGUUCAGUCACUCCAGGAAGUGGUGCUGGAGAAAGAGGCUGGCCUGGCAGCUCGGGAGAAGCAGCUGUUACAGGAUCUGGAGCAGUCUCGAGCAGGCGAACGAUGCUUGAGGGACUCUUUGCGGGUGCUGGAGGCUGAGAUGUCUGAACUUCAUCUGAGGCUUUGUAGCACAGAGAAUAGAGCAAAGGCAUUGGCUACAGAGUGCCAGCAGGCUAAUAGUGCCCACUGUGAAACCCAGGCCCAGCUGAACAAACUGCAUUUGGUUCUCUAUCGCAUGCUGUGUGGCAGCACUGAUUCAAGCAGAGACUUGGUCACUUGGACUUCAGAACAGGAUCAUGUCUGGGGCCUAACUGUUUCUCAGGCCAGGGACCUCCCUGUAGAGAUCACAGUGGACAGAGUGGCAGCAGCCCUACGAGACCUACAGCAGGACCUGAAGCAGACUCAACAAGAUUUGAAUGAUGCCAGGAAGAAGUCACAGGAGUUGGAGCUGGAGCUGAGCAAGAGGCGAGCUGAGAGGGACCAUUUCAGUGCCCACAAUCAAGAGUUGCAAAAACGACUGGCUCAAAGCCAGGAAGAGACACAGAUGGCAGAAGGCAAGAAAAACUCUCUGCAAGCUGCCUUGCAGGAAGAGGCUGCUGCUCUAAAGAAGGAGGUUAUGACCCUACACCAGGAGGUGGCAUCUUUGGAAAGGAGACUUGAGAGCACUGAGAAGCAAAGAAAGGAUAUCCUGCAUGAGCGGGACACACUGCAAGCAGUUAAGGAAGAAAUGGUAUGGGAGAUAAAACUUCUCCAGGAAUCAGUCACAGCUUCUGAAACUCGAGCAAAUGCAGCAACAAAUAUGAAAUACUCUCUUGAACAAGAACUUCAAACUACAUUGUCUAUCUUGAAGAUUAAAAAUGAGGAAGUGGCAGCUCAACAGGAGAAAAUCCAGAUGUUACAGAAAGAAGCAGCAGAGGUGAAAGCUUUGCAAGAAAAUCUCAUUCACCUAACUGCCAUCCUAUCAAAGAGAGAGGGAGAAAUUAAGUUGCAUGAGGAAAAGAUUAGAAUGCUGGAAAACCAGAAAAAAAUGCAUCAAAGUACUCUAGAUGACAUUAUAAAAGACAAAACAGAGAAAAACCAGAAGAUAGAAUCCCAACAAGAACAGAUAUGGGAGCUGGAGAAGCAGCACGAAAUGCAGACAAUGACCGUAAGCAAGAUGAGGAAGGACCUGGAAGAGCGGGACUGGGAGAUCAGAUCCCAGCAAGAACAGAUACAGGAGCUGGAGGAGCAGCGAGAAGUACAGAGGAGCGCUCUAAGUAAGAUCAAUAAAGACCUGGAGGAGAGAGACCGGGAGAUCAGAUCCCAGCAGAAAAAGAUACAGGAGCUGGAGGAGCAGCGUGAAAUGCAAGUAAGUUCUCUAAGCAAUACCAGGAAGGACCUGGAAGAGCGAGACCAGGAGAUCAGAUCCCAGCAGGAACAGAUACAGGAGCUGGAGAAGCAGCGCGAAGUACAGAAGAGUGCUCUAAAUAAAAUCAUCAAAGACCUGGAGGAGAGAGACCAGGAGAUCAGAUCCCAACAGAAACAGUUACGGGAGCUAGAGAAGAAGCACGAAAGGCAGAGUAUUACUGUAGGAAAGAUGAGCAAGGACUUGGAGGAGAGGGACCAGAAGAUCAGAAUACAGCAAGAACAGAUAUGGGAGCUGGAGACGCAGCACGAAAUGCAGAGGGGUGUUCUGAGCAAAGCCAGGAAGGAUGUGGAGGAGAAAGACCAGGAGAUCAGAUCCCAGCAGAAGCAGAUACAGGAGCUGGAGAAGCAGCGAGAAAUACAGAGGACUGCUCUAAGGAACACCAGGAAGGACUUGGAAGAGAGAGACCAGGAGAUCAGAUCCCAGCAGAAACAGAUAGAGGAGCAGGAGAAGCAGCGAGAAAUAGAGAGGACUGCCCUAAGUAAGAUCAGCAAAGGUCUGGAGGAGAGAGACCAGGAGAUUAAAUCCCAGCAGAAACAGAUAGAGGAGCUGGAGAAGCAGCGAGAAAUACAGAGGUGUGCCCUAAGCAACAACAGGAAGGAUCUGGAGGAGAGAGACCAGGAGAUCAGAUCCCAGCAGGAACAGAUAAGGGAGCUUGAGAAGCAGCGAGAAAUACAGCGGAGUGCCCUAAGUAAAAUCAGCAAAGACCUGGAGGAGAGAGACCAGGAGAUCAGAUCUGAACAAGAACAGAUACAAGAGCUGGAGAAGCAACGGGAAAGGCAGAAGAGUACUCUGAGCAAUGCCAGGAAGGACCUGGAAGAGCGAGACCAGGAGAUCAGAUCCCAGCAGGAACAGAUAAGGGAGCUUGAGAAGCAGCGAGAAAUACAGCGAAGUGCCCUAAGUAAGAUCAGCAAAGACCUGGAGGAAAGAGACCAGGAGAUCAGAUCCCAGCAGGAGCAGAUAAGGGAGCUUGAGAAGCAGCGAGAAAUACAGUGGAGUGCCCUAAGUAAGAUCAGCAAAGACCUGGAGGAGAGAGACCAGGAGAUCAGAUCCCAGCAGGAAAAGAUACAGGAGCUGGAGGAGCAGCAUGAAAGGCAGAGUAUUACUGUAGGAAAGAUGAGCAAGGAUGUGGAAGAGAGAGACCAGAAGAUCAGAACACAGCAAGAACAGAUACAGGAGCUGGAGGAGCAGCACAAAAUGCAGAGGAGUGUUCUGAGCAAUGCCAGGAAGGACCUGGAGGAGAGAGACCAGGAGAUCAGAUCCCAGCAGGAACAGAUAAGGGAGCUGGAGAAGCAGCGAGAAUUACAGAGGAAUGCCCUAAGUAAGAUCAGCAAAGACCUGGAGGAGAGAGACCAGGAGAUCAGAUCCCAGCAGGAACAGAUAAGGGAGCUUGAGAAGCAGCGAGAAAUACAGCGGAGUGCCCUAAGUAAGAUCAGCAAAGACCUGGAGGAGAGAGACCAGGAGAUCAGAUCCCAGCAGGAAAAGAUACAGGAGCUGGAGGAGCAGCAUGAAAGGCAGAGUAUUACUGUAGGAAAGAUGAGCAAGGAUGUGGAAAAGAGAGACCAGAAGAUCAGAACACAGCAAGAACAGAUACAGGAGCUGGAGACACAGCAUGAAAUGCAGAGGAAUGUUCUGAGCAAUGCCAGGAAGGACCUGGAGGAGAGAGAUCAGAAGAUCAGAACACAGCAGGAAAAGAUACAGGAGCUGGAGGAGCAGCAGGAAAGGCAGAGGAGUUCUCUAAACAAUACCAGGAAGGACUUGGAGGAGAGAGACCAGGAGAUCAGAUCCCAGCAGAAACAGAUAUGGGAGCUGGAGGAGCAGUGUGAAAGGCAGAAGAGUGCUCUAAGUAAGAUAAGUAAAGACCUAGAAGAGCGAGACCAGGAGAUCAAAUUCCAGGAGAGGAAAGUGAUAGCUCUAGAAGAACAUGGUACAUCCCAAGUAAGUCACCUGCUAGAAGAGCUAGACCAUAUGAAAGCAAACUUGAAGGAAAAAACUUUAGAGCUCAUGUCUCAGGCUCAGCAGACCCAUGAACUGGAAAUGAAGAGAGAACAGGUGAAAUCUCUGCACGCAGACCUUGAACACCUGCGGGCAGCUCUUAGGAACAGAGAGGGUGAGGCUGAGUCUCAAAGGGAUCAGUUAAGAUUUUUUCAGCAGUAUAAGGAGCAGCAGGAUGGGUACCUGCAAGAGCUGCAUGGUAAAUUAGAAAACGUGAUACUCUCUUUAUCUAAAAGAGAUCAAGAGCUUGAGUUGCAGCCAAAGCAAAUCCAGGAAUCUGAAGAAGUCACGCAAACCAAGUUAAAGACUGUCCGUGACCAACUGGAGCAGACAUUAGAAACUUUAAAAGAGAAGGUCAGACACCUAGACAUUCAAAUGCAACAAACAAGGAAAUAUGAGGAAAAAACAGAAAAACAGAUGAAAGUGUUACAUAGAGAGUUGGAACACAGUAAGGCAGUAUUGAGAGAAAGAGAAUCCAUGAUUAAAUCUCAGAAGGAACUGAUUGAGACCUUCCAAAAACAAGAACAGCACUCUGAACAGCAGAGGGAAAUUCUGGAACAUCUUAAAGUGGCAGUAAAGGAACAAAAGCAAGAAAUUGUAUCCCUUAAAAAGCAAUGUGCAGAGUACAAGGAAAAGGAGGAAAAGGACAAAGCUGAGCAAGCAAAUCUUCAAGAAACAAAAGUAACUCUGAAAGAGAGAGAAAGAAAGGUGGAGUUCCUGGAGGAGGCUAUCUCUAAGAUUCAACAGCAAAAAGAGGAGACAAUGAUGCAGACCAAAGCUUUACUACAUAAACUAGAAUACGCUGAAUCUUCUCUAGAAGCUAGAGAGCAGGAGAUAGUGUCUUUGCAAAAGCACAUCCAGGAGCUUCUAGAGCAGAAAGAAUUAGAAGGCAAGCAGGCCAGGGGCCUACUGGAGGAUGUAAAUAAAAUGAGCCAGACAGUGAAGAGCAACAGUUUGGAGUUCCCCAAGCAGACAAAGCAAAUUAACAUGUACCAGCUUCGUGAAGAAAGUAUGAAAGUAGCACUAACAUCUUGCCAGAAGCAAGUGAGUCUGCUUGAGGAAAUGGUGAAGAGGAGAGAUGAAGACAAUGAAACUCUUGUGCAAAAACUUCAGCACAAAGAAGAAGAACUGAAGACCUUGCAGAAUCUCCAGUUUAUGCUGACUGAAAAGAAAGAAGAGAAUAGGUAUCACAAAGAGCAAGAGAAGCUCCUGGAAGAAGUCUUGCAUGAGAGAGAACAAAAGACCAAAGCUCAAGGUGAGCAAAAACAAUUAGAGGAGGAGGAGAUGAGAGGUCUUCAAGAAGAUCUCCAGCAUGUUCAGCAGACUCUGGCCAAGAAGGAUGAAGAGAUCAAAUUCCAGAGAGAGAGAGUUAGGUAUUUAGAGAAGACUCUGACAAGGAGAGAACAAGAACUUCAGAAGCAGAGUGAAUUCCUGAAACAAUUAACAUCAGCAUUGCGAUGGAAAGAUGAAGGGGAAACUCUAAAGAAAAAAAUUCAGAAACUCCAAAAAUGGGAGGAAGAAGAAGCAGAAAAGAAGAAAGUUCUCCAGGAGAGAGACCAUUUCCUGAAAAGGCAGAACGAGCUAGCCCAACAGCUGGAAGAUGAGAGGAAAGUAAAGGGGCAGGAAUUGGAGCGUGUGAUUGCUAUUUUGAAGCAGACUGAAAGUGGAGAAAUCGAAUGGAAAGAGAAGGCACAAGCACUGACUCUUGCCCUUACCAAAAGUGAAAUGGCCAAUGGGUCUUUAAAGGAAGAAAUAGCCAUCCUACAGAGUAUGGUUUCAGAGAGGGACAAGGACCGGUUUCAUCUUCAGCAAGCUAUUGCUGAAGGAGAGCAGCUGUCGUGGCUCCCUGAGAAGAGACUCAUGCAGCAACGGCUGGAAUCUCUGCAGCGAGCAGUUGCAAGACUGGAACAUGAGAAAACUGAGCUGAAGCAACUCAACUCUGAGCUCAGAAGGACUCUUGAGCAGGUGGAACGUGAACGGAGGAGACUGAAGAGGGAUUACACUGGUCAGUCGCUACCAGAUGCAUGCAGGUUUUCUCUCUCUGAGUCUGACCGGGACAAGAUGCCUGCUUCUAGACAGGAGAAGACUCAUGCUCUCUGCAGACAAUUAUCUGAGUUACAGAACCAGGUGUUCUUUCUAGAGCGGCAGUUGGCACAAGAACGAAAAUGUAAACAGGACUAUGUUGAGUGCUGUGCAAAGACCAGCCAGGAACUGCUAGACCUUCACCAAGAGCUGUCCCACUCCUUAGCAGCUGUGGUCAGGGAGCCCAAAGCUGCUGUUCUGGAGGCAGAGACCCAGAAGCUGGAUUGGUCUCUGAAUCAUAACUUGGCACUAACACCUGUGGACCACCAGUCUUCUGACAGCCAGCCACUGCAUUCAACAGCCAGAGCAGCCAGAUGUGGUGAGCUGAAGUAACCAGACAAGGUACAACGAAGGGCAUCAGCAGGAACAAAGUCAGAGACCUGCUGUAGCAGGUGAACCAUGCAGGGGGAUUUGAUGAAAACAUGAGUCCUGAGGUAAGAGAGAAGUUCAGAGCAGCGUGUUCAGUGUAAGAGAUAUCCAGCAGGAGCAGUGAUGGGACAGACUGGGGCUAGCUUGUGCAGAUGAGGUCGGUCAUUGGCCUGGAAAAGGAGGAUAAACCUGCUGAAGUGGUAAAAGUGUCUUCAUUUUCUGACACACUCCAUCACAGCAUGCCUAGUCAGCGUCUAGGUGGCUCUCCAACAGUUAGGUUUUUCCCAUCAAUUUAUGUGCUGUUUACAAAGACUUUUUGUCUUGUUUUAUUUUUUCAAUAAAGUUAUUUCUCCAGAA
This is a messenger RNA of Rhea pennata, 9670 nucleotides long. It is a transcript of the gene CEP250, whose product is annotated as centrosomal protein 250. Gene Ontology annotation, biological process: cilium assembly. Gene Ontology annotation, cellular component: centriole; centrosome. The coding region runs from base 17 to 9277 and encodes 3086 amino acids. The record is from RefSeq and is a predicted model, not a curated record. The transcript has 31 exons. Lineage: Eukaryota; Metazoa; Chordata; Aves; Rheiformes; Rheidae.